Panicum virgatum (switchgrass) is the source of this 921-nucleotide messenger RNA. Its product is annotated as GATA transcription factor 7-like. The transcript has a single exon. The record is from RefSeq and is a predicted model, not a curated record. Lineage: Eukaryota; Viridiplantae; Streptophyta; Magnoliopsida; Poales; Poaceae. Gene Ontology annotation, biological process: regulation of DNA-templated transcription. Gene Ontology annotation, molecular function: zinc ion binding; sequence-specific DNA binding. Bases 1 to 921 code for a protein of 306 amino acids.
AUGAGUGAACUCGGGAUUCCCUCUCUCUCCCGUCACGACUUUCCCGAUGCCGCGGAGUACGGCGGCGGCGGCGGCGGCGGCGGCCCGUGCCUUUUCCACGCCGGGCUCUGCUGCCCCAACGACCCGCUGGACACCAUCAUGACCAACCCCGACUUAUUCAACGCCGACCUGCUUGAGGACCUUUUCACAGCCGCCGCGCUACCGCCGCCGCACCGGGGAUGGGGAGUGCUGCCCACCGGGGGCGGCAAAGAGGUCUUCGACGUGGACGCUGCCGACGACGACGUUGGUGACCGGGACGGGGGCGCUUGCUCCGACGGCGCGCCACGGUUGCCGCCGCCGGUGCGCGCCGCGCUGUCGGACGAUGACAGCUCAUGGACGACGACUACGUCCAGUUUGGAGACCGAGUCGCCGCCGCCGCCGCCUGUCUCGCGGCUCGUUGUGCCGAGGAAGAAACGGGACAUGUCCGUCAAGCGCCGCAAGCGGUUGUGGUCGCUGGAUAUGCCAAGCGUCCCCGCGUCUCGCGCUACCGCUAGCGGCGGCGACGGGGACCACGACGGCGGCCGCAGCGUUGACGGCGGUGUCCGCCAGCGCCUGCUCGGGGCGCGGCCGAGGAACAGGCGGACCCAGAGAGCGUGCACGCACUGCGACAGCACGGAGACGCCGCAAUGGCGUGCGGGACCGGACGGGCCGGGCACCCUAUGCAACGCCUGCGGCCUCCGCUACACGAUGAACAAGCUGCUGCCCGAGUACCGGCCGUCGACGAGCCCGAGCUUCCGGAGUGACAAGCACUCGAACCGCCACAGGAAGGUGGUCAAGCUGAGGGAGACGAAGGUACUAAAAGAGAAGAUUUCCAAUAUGCUGCCGGCGCCAGACUAUGCUAAUUUCAUGGAUGUCUGUACAUAUAUAUCCACAGGUCAAUGA